Gymnodraco acuticeps is the source of this 2291-nucleotide messenger RNA. RefSeq names its product 2,3-bisphosphoglycerate mutase (gene bpgm). The transcript is spliced from 3 exons. The record is from RefSeq and is a predicted model, not a curated record. NCBI's taxonomy places the organism in Eukaryota, Metazoa, Chordata, Actinopteri, Perciformes, Bathydraconidae. Gene Ontology annotation, biological process: glycolytic process. Gene Ontology annotation, molecular function: intramolecular phosphotransferase activity. The coding region runs from base 127 to 903 and encodes 258 amino acids.
GAGGAAUAUCAAUCAUCCACUGGAACAAAUGCUGUACAUGGCCGGCCAAACACUGUCAACAACUGAACUAGCCACUUUUAGGUCGGAUUUGAAGCCCACACAGGGCUUCUGCUGGAGGUGCUUCGGAUGUCCAAGUACAAACUGUUUCUGCUGAGGCAUGGGGAGGGGGCCUGGAACAAAGAGAACCGGUUCUGCAGCUGGGUUGACCAGAAGCUGAGUGAGGAUGGGCUGAAGGAGGCCCAGGACUGUGGCAGGCUGCUGAAGGAACAGGGCUACAAGUUCGACUUAGUAUUCACCUCCUUACUCAGCCGCUCCAUCCAGACAGCAUGGCUUGUUCUGGAGGCUAUGGGUCAGGAGUGGGUUCCUGUGAUCAAGUCCUGGAGACUGAAUGAGCGGCACUAUGGUUCCCUCAUUGGCCUGAACCGGGCGGAGAUGGCUAAAGAACAUGGAGAGGAACAGGUGAAGGUAUGGAGAAGAAGCUACAACGUCACUCCACCUCCAAUUGAGGAAUCCCACCCUUACUUCCUGGAAAUCUACAAUGACCGCAGAUACACCACUUGUGACGUGCCAAAGGAGAACCUUCCCAGGGCAGAGAGCCUGAAGGAGGUGUUGGACCGGCUGCUUCCAUACUGGGACAGCACUGUGGUGCCAGAGAUAAAGCAAGGCAGGACUGUGCUCAUUUCUGCUCAUGGAAACAGCUGCAGGGCUCUGCUGAAACACCUGGAAGGUAUAUCAGAUAAAGAUAUUGCCAGUGUGACUUUACCUACUGGUAUACCUGUGCUGCUCGAGCUGGAUGAAAACCUGAAGGCUGUGAAUCCUCGACAGCUGCUGGGAGAUCAAGUGAAGAUUCAGGCGGCAAUUAAAAAGGUGGAGGACCAGGGGAAAGCUAUACCGUCAACUUGAAUGCACUGAACUGGCUGCAGCUCUGUUCUGCUCGCCUGUGUGCACUCCUAUUAGGUCAACAGGUACUGUGAAAAGACUAAAAUAAUAAUAAUAUAACAUCAGACAAUAACAAAAACAACUUUCAAAGGAUAGGUGUGAAAAUGCUGUACGUGUAAUAGUGGCCUGAUCUGGGUACAGGUCAGACAGGUACGACAGGAGCAGGAGGAAGUACUGUACUGUGUACUGUAAAUGCUUUGAUGCUGGGCUGAGUUGUAUUGUGUGUACACACUGAAUUUAAGCUAGAUGUUCCUAUGCCUGUAUAUUGUCCCUGAAGAGGUUAUUUAUUUAUUUGCUUAUUGAUCUUACCAUAAAGAUUAAUAGUAAUUUGGUGAAGCUGAAAAACUUGAACUAUAUCAUAUCCAGAAAAAUGACUUUCUAAAAAAUGCCUUUCUGUUACAUUGAUAAGCUUUAGGGACAUUGACUUGCAUUAAAACAUUUGCCUUCAGUAUUAAUGUAAUGCUACGAAUCAGCUAUUGUUCGACACAACUUCUUUUAAUAAGGGGAUCAUACAGGUCUUCUGUUGAUAUAAGAUUUAAAGCACUCUGUUGCCAGAUAUGACCUCAUAGAAAUUGAAUGCCAGUAUCUUAUUUCAAAGAUUUUGGUUAAAGUGAGCCACAGAAAUGCUGAAAAUAUGCAAAACCACUGAAAUCCAUUACUGUCCCCCGCAUAUGAGUUACUUAUAUUUUUAACUUGCCUACACAGUAAGUUUAAGCUACACAGCUCAAGUUAUUUUACUUUGAGGGUUUAUAAAGUACAGAAAAUAGGCUGAGUUGAAAUCACUGGUGCUAUUUGGUGUGAAAACUGGAAUAUGCUUUAGGCUUUUUAAAUGUUCAUAAAUGAAUGAAUCCCCUUCCAGAUUAAAUGCAACAAAUGUGAAUGGUGAGGAGCAUUUGUUUGGAUACAUUUUAAAGAUUUGUAAUUGUUAUAUACAGGCACUAUUUUGGUUUUAACUUUCAAUUAUAACUUAUUAUAAUACAUUGAUGUUCUAAUGUGAUGUUAACAUGUGAAAAACGUUACAAACCCCUCUUGAGUCUGCACAUUGUGUUUUAUAACAUAAUAUCAUUUUUGUCAUCUCAUGUUACGAUGCUACUUCCUUGUUUUGUAUCGUGUCUCGUGUCUGUAUGUGAAAUACACUGUGCAUCACUUCUGUUUUUGUUUUCCUGUUAUUUUUUGUACACUGGUCUGUAAGGUCAACAUGGGAGAAGAGAUACGGACAUACAUUUGUAGAUAUUAAAAGGAUAAAACAUGUUAUAUUUGUAAUUUCAUGUAAGACAAUUGAACGUCUUCCCCGCUGUUCACACCUUACCAUGUGAAAUUGAAAUAAAAGGGAAUUCCAAUUUUCCUAAAAA